CUAAACGCGACCAAGCCGGACCGAAAGUCCUUCUUUCUUUUUAUUUGUAAACUUAUAUCCCCUUCUUCUUUUCCUCUUUGUACAUUAGCCAUGUUCAGAUCCUUGAAAUCCGUCUCUGCCCUCGCCGCACGUGCUUCAACUGUUACUCGCCAAUCGGCCGUUCAACAGCAGCAGAAGCGUUUCCUCAACAUUCACGAAUAUCUCUCUGUCAACCUCUUGAGAGAAUAUGGCAUCAAUGCUCCCAAGGGUCAGGUUGCCAAGACUCCCCAGGAAGCUUUUGAAAUCGCAAAGAGACUUGGUUCUGAUGACCUUGUGAUCAAGGCCCAGGUUUUGGCUGGUGGUCGUGGUAAAGGUACUUUCCAGAACGGUUUCAAGGGUGGUGUCAAGACCUUCUCUACUCCCGAAGAAGGUCAGGCUCUUGCUGAAAAGAUGCUCGGUCAAAAUCUCGUGACCAAGCAGACUGGUGCUGAGGGCAAGCCCUGUAACGCCGUGUACAUCUGUGAACGCAAGUAUGCUCGACGUGAAUACUACUUUGCUAUCUUGAUGGAUCGCAAGUCGGCCGGUCCCGUCGUUGUCUGCUCUUCCGAAGGUGGUGUCGAUAUCGAAACCGUGGCUGCUCAGAACCCCGAUGCUAUUGUCACCAUGCCCGUCGAUAUCAAGACCGGUCUCGGCAAGGAACAGGCUUUGGAACUUGCCAAGAAGGUCGGUUUCAGCACCGCUGGUCAGGACGCUGCCGCCGACACCUUUGUCAACUUGUACAAGCUCUUCAUCGAAAAGGAUGCUACUCAGGUUGAAAUCAACCCUCUCUCCGAAUCCAACGAUCACGAAGUUCUCUGCAUGGAUGCCAAGUUGAACUUUGAUGACAACGCCGAAUUCAGACAGAAGGAAGUCUUUGACCUCCGCGAUCCCUCCCAGGAAGAUUCCCGUGAAAUUGCCGCCGCCAAGUACAACUUGAACUACAUUGGUUUGGAUGGCAGCAUUGGUUGCUUGGUCAACGGUGCUGGUCUUGCCAUGGCUACCAUGGAUAUUAUUCAGCUUCACGGUGGUAAGCCUGCCAACUUCUUGGAUGUCGGUGGUGGUGCCACUCCCGAAGCUGUCAAGGCUGCUUUCGAAAUCAUCACUUCGGAUCCUCACGUCACCUCGGCCUUUGUCAACAUUUUCGGUGGUAUCAUGCGUUGCGAUGUCAUUGCCGAAGGUAUCAUUGCUGCUGCCAAGGAUUUGGACCUCAACAUUCCUUUGGUCGUCCGACUUCAAGGUACCAAGGUCAACGAGGCCAAGAAGUUGAUCGCCGACUCUGGCAUGCGUAUCUUUGCUUUGGAUGAUCUUGACUUGGCUGCCCAGAAGGUCGUCAAGUUCUCCAACAUCGUUUCUUUGGCUAGAGAGGCUAACAUUGACGUCAAGUUCGCCUAAACAUUCUUCUUAAUUUUUUUUUUCAUCCAUGAUUUAUGAAAGAAAUCAACCAGUGCGCAUUGAUCCCUCUAAUCCUCCUUCCUAAAGAAGAAAAAAAAUUCUCAAUAAAGGAACACACUGAUACUUAUAGAAUAUACAAACACAGCA
Radiomyces spectabilis is the source of this 1557-nucleotide messenger RNA. RefSeq names its product ATP-grasp domain-containing protein. The transcript has 7 exons. Bases 91 to 1410 code for a protein of 439 amino acids. Gene Ontology annotation, biological process: tricarboxylic acid cycle; succinyl-CoA metabolic process. The record is from RefSeq and is a predicted model, not a curated record. Gene Ontology annotation, molecular function: metal ion binding; succinate-CoA ligase (ADP-forming) activity; ATP binding. NCBI's taxonomy places the organism in Eukaryota, Fungi, Mucoromycota, Mucoromycetes, Mucorales, Radiomycetaceae. Gene Ontology annotation, cellular component: succinate-CoA ligase complex; mitochondrion.